Molecule: messenger RNA, 3946 nt
Organism: Chelonia mydas (Green sea turtle)
Lineage: Eukaryota; Metazoa; Chordata; Testudines; Cheloniidae
Gene: ODF2
Product: outer dense fiber of sperm tails 2
Exons: 20
Coding region: 57-2720 (887 amino acids)
Biological process (GO): regulation of cilium assembly
Cellular component (GO): centrosome
Source: RefSeq, a predicted model, not a curated record
GCCUUGGGAGCUAAUCGCGGCGGCGAGCCGGGGUCACGGGGGGUUUGAAUCGCCCAAUGGGGGAGCUGCGGGCAGCGUCCCAGAAGCGGACCCGGAAGUUCGGCGGCGGGUCCCGCUGCUGCUGCUGCUUGUCCUGCCCUUGCUGCUGCCCCCUGCCCCGUCCCCCCUCGCCCCGGCCCAGGGGUCUCCAUGGCAGCAACAGCUACCGCCGCCUCGCCGCCAAUUUCGAGGAGAUCCUGAGGCGGCGGCUCCGAACCCGGCUCGGCCCCGCAUGGUGUCCCCCCUCCAUCAAAAACGAGAGAACUGCAAUCUCAGCACAGAGAAAAGUGUCACAAGAAACUGAUGAUCUUAUGCUAACUCCGAAACACAAACAGAAAAUGAAAGGGGAUACCGUGAACGUGCGCCGAAGCGUUCGGGUGAAAACCAAGGUCCCCUGGAUGCCCCCAGGCAAAACAUCCAUCCGGGAGUCUGCCUACAAGUGGGAGGGACCAACCCAUCGCUUGGAAAUUACUCCUCCAGAUUCAGAAAAACUGCUCUCGGUGCUGCGUCUGAGUGACCUCUCUACAGACGAGGAGGAUGCUAUUCACAGCAAGAUGAACAAAUAUGAGAAGAAGAUAGAUAGCCUGAUGAAUGUAGUGGGGACACUGAAGAAUGAGGCCAAGAUACAGAAGCGGGAAGAACAACAGCAGAUGGCAAAGCGUCUCCUUGAGGAGCAGAAGGAUGAGCUAGAUGAAGUCACACAGGAGCUGGUGGAGACAGAACAUGAGAAUACCUUGCUCCGACGUAACAUUGAGCGCAUAAAGGAGGAGAAAGAUCUUACUUUAAUGCAGAAGAGGCACUUGCAGCAUGAGAAGGAGUGUUUGAUGUCCAAGUUAGUUGAGGCGGAGAUGGAUGGAGCUGCCGCAGCCAAACAGAUUCAUGCGCUGAAAGAUACGAUUGGGAGACUCAAAAAUGAGAAACACAUGACCAGCUCAGACGUUAAUACGCUGACAAGGCAAAAAGAGUUGCUGCUACAGAAAUUAAGCACUUUUGAAGAAACCAAUAGGACACUCCGGGAUCUACUUAAAGAACAGCACAACCGGGAGAAAGAUGCACAGAAAUUGAUGGAGCAGCAGGGGUUGCUGCUAAAAAGGCUGUCUGACUCGGAUGCAGAGAAAGCGAAUCUGAAGAUGAGGCUACAGGAGAAAGAGAAGGAGGUGGAAGAUCUCAUCAGUCAAAUACAGACAGAAAAGGAUCAAGCGAAGACAGCAUGCGAACUCUCCAAAUCCAUGGAAGCUGUGAGGGGUCAUUUACAAGCUCAGCUGCGAAAUAAAGAAGCUGAAAAUAAUCGUCUGGCUAUUCAGAUCCGGAAUCUGGAGCGCAGUGGGGCUCAGCAUAAGGCGGAGGUGGAACAUAUCAUGGAACAGCUAAAAGAGCUGAGGCAGAAGGGGGAGCGUGAUAAGGAGGCCCUGAAGAAAGCCAUACGCGCACAGAAAGAGCGGGCUGAGCGCAGUGAGGAAUAUGCAGAGCAGCUGAAUGUACAGCUAGCAGAAAAGGACAGUUAUGUUACCGAGGCACUGUCCACUCUGGAGUCCUGGAGGAGCCGCUACAACAAAGUAGUGAAGGACAAGACUGACCUGGAGCUUGAGAUUGUUAUGCUGAACAGCCGUAUUACAGACUUGUUGGAGCAGCAGACCUCCAUGGAGGACAAAAUGCGGGAAGACAGAGAUGCUCUGGUGGAUAAACUGCACCGACAGGCCACAGAGAGCACGUCUUUCAAAAUGGAGAAUGAAAGGCUGAAGGCUACCAUGGUCCCAGUGGAGGAGAAGCUGAACCAAGCUCAGAUGGAGGUGCAGCAGCUCAAGGCAUCUCUGAGGAACUAUGAAGGGCUAAUUGAAACCUACAAGUCUCAGGUAUUGAGAACCCGAAUGGAAGCCGAUGAGGUGACUGUGAAACUGGAGCUUUGUGACAAAGAGAAUAAGACACUAAAAGAUGAAAUGAACAAGGAGAUUGAGUUGGCUCGGAAGCAGUUCCAGAGACAGCUUGCUGAACUAGAAAAGCUGCCCGAGAUCCUGAAGAUCACGGAAACAAAGCUGGCAGAAUGUCAGGAUCAGCUGCAGAGUUAUGAAAAAAAGAACAUGGACCUUUCUGCCAUGAUUACAGAUCUUCGUCAGCGGAUUGAGUUCCAGGGAGACAAAAUGGAAAUGACAAGAGAGAAGUAUCAAUCUGCCCAGGAGGAGAACAAGCAGCUGAUCUUGAAGCUAGAGGAGCUGGAGAGGAAACUAGAGUCGACGGGUGCACAGAACAUAGAGUUCCUUCAGGUCAUAGCUAAAAGGGAGGAGUCUAUCCAUCAAUCCCAGCUGCGAUUGGAGGAGAAAACCCGUGAGUGUAGCUCCUUGGCUCGGCAGCUGGAGAUGGCCAUUGAAGAUGCCAAAAGACAGGUGGAACAAACGAGGGACCGAGCAGCAUCUAGAGAGAGGGCAGCCCAGUCCAAGAUGUUGGAGUUGGAGACCCAGCUGAGCCGGACGAAAACAGAACUAAACCAGCUGCGUCGGAGCAAAGAAGAUUCAGAGCACCGAUACCAAAGCCGUCUACAGGAUUUAAAGGAUCGCCUGGAGCAGUCUGAAAGCACCAACCGCAGCAUGCAAAACUAUGUCCAGUUCCUCAAGUCCUCUUACGCCAAUGUCUUUGGAGAAAGUGCCUUAUUGAGCUCACCUAUCCGUUCCCGAUCUCCUCCAUGAUAAUAGUUCCCUCCCUGUCCCUCUGCAAUUGAGGUACAAAAAGGGGGCCUUAUUUCAAAGCCAUAUCUUGUGCAGAAAACUGGUUGGGAUUUCAGAGUCCAUAUAAAGAGAAGUCUUCCCCGCAUUCUUGUUGUCUGGGUGAGAUGGAGCUGCAGUGGUGUACAACAGGAAAAUGGGAUAGUUUUCUAUCUGGAGAUUGGCACUGCAAAUCUGGGUUGGAGUAUGUGGGGAAUGCUUUCCUUUUCAUCUCCUAAUCCCCCAGUGGUUACUUCUCUUGUAACUAACCUGGUGGUCUUUUUAAUUAAUCAUAUUAGAUAUUUUUUAUUUUUGUAAGAGUUACAUCUCUUCCUUUUUGCUCUUCCUACCUUAUGUUCUUUUCUCACACUGCAAAGAUCAUGUUUGUUUUUAACUCUCACAUACUGUGUUGAUACAGCUGACCAAUGGGGAUAUUGGGAGAUAGUGCCACCAGUACAAGUGUGAACCCAUCAGUGAUAACUAAGUGACUGGAAUCCACGCUGAGAGUGGGUUACCUCCUGAUCAUCCACCCUUUUUAUAAACAAUUUUGUACUGGGAAACAAUGAAAUUGUAUCUUCUGAAGGUUUCUCACCUGAUUCAUGAAUACUGUCUGAUCCUUUAUCGUUCUUGAGUGUGUGGUUGGUGUGUGUUAAUGCUUCUAAUCUGCAUAUUUUCUGGAUGACCUUUUCCUCCCAACAGCCUGAUCCUGCAUUCCUUGCACAUCCCAGGGUCUGAGUCAAAGCCAUGGAAAGAGUCACAUUAAUUUCAGUGGGUCUGGAAUCAGGACCCCAGUCCAAAUACAGUGGGAGCUUUGAGUCAGCUGUAGGGAAAAAUAAAAUAAAAAGACAGACUUGAUGCUUGGCUUUGCCUUCAGAGCCAGCCUGCACAUACUCCUGUGAUGUGAGGUCAUCUCUGGUAUGUGAAGAAAUGUCAAGGUCUGUGGGUUCUACUGUGUCCUCCAGUAAGCAGCUGUUCUGAAAUAUAGUAAACAUUCAUUUCAUUUCAACCACAGCUGUUUGGCUGGGGGCUUUUUGGUGUUUUUUUGUUUGUUUGUUUUAAAUUCUGUUUAUAUGAGAUGCAGUAAUCAGUGGAAUGUUUGAUAAGGGAUUUCUAUGUUUCUUUUAAUCAGUAUUUGAGAGUUCUGUUUUAAUGUGUAACUUAAAAAAAAAAAGGUGCUAUGAUAAAAUUAUUAAACUUCAAAAGUUUUAAAA